Staurois parvus is the source of this 303-nucleotide messenger RNA. Lineage: Eukaryota; Metazoa; Chordata; Amphibia; Anura; Ranidae. The record is from the annotation of a GenBank genome assembly.
CAAUAAGAACAGUAAAAAUGCAGGCAGGGCACAGGACAAAGCACUAGGGACAAAAUUGUAUUGAGUGAAUGUCACUUUUUGUCAUUUUCAAAUUUCCCGCCGUUCUGUCCCCCGUACGCCCCAACGCUUGCAGGGGACGGAACCCAGAUGACAGAUGCCGGCAUCCGCGGGAUUACAUUGCCGGGGACACCGCAGGGGGGACAUCGCGGGAGAGCAGGACAAGGUAAGUGAAGAACAGAUGCCGGAGCAGCACCGCAUGGUAAGCCCGAGUGUAGCUCGGGGUUACCGCUUUUGGUACUGAAA